Messenger RNA from Daucus carota subsp. sativus, 1543 nucleotides. RefSeq names its product peroxisomal (S)-2-hydroxyacid oxidase GLO4. The record is from RefSeq and is a predicted model, not a curated record. Bases 228 to 1322 code for a protein of 364 amino acids. Gene Ontology annotation, molecular function: FMN binding; oxidoreductase activity. The transcript has 12 exons. Lineage: Eukaryota; Viridiplantae; Streptophyta; Magnoliopsida; Apiales; Apiaceae.
AACGUCCCGAGCUUCGAAUUUAUUAUAAAACUUUCCACGUUUUCUGGCCGCAAAAAGCAAAAAACUACUCAUAUAACAAGGGAGUGUCGGAUAUUAUCGUUGCCUUGUAGUAAAACUAAAAUCUGUGAGCGCGGAGAAAACAAGUGGAUGUUUGAGCAGAAGGACUUGGAGGAGAAUCACAACAAGAUAUAACAGCAGCUUCUUUCUGUACACAGGAGGAUAUUUAAAUGGCCGACCCAGUCAAUUUGAGUGAUUUUCAUGAAAUCGCAAAAGGGGUCCUCCCAAAAAUGUAUUAUGACUACUACUCUGGGGGUGCUGAGGACCAGCACACACUUAAAGAGAAUGUCGAAGCAUUUCGCAGAAUCAAUAUCAGGCCAAGGAUUCUUGUAGAUGUUAGCAAAAUAGAUAUGUCAACCACCAUACUGGGUUACAGGUUAUCAGCUCCUAUUAUGGUUGCUCCUACUGCUAUGCAUCAGUUUGCACACCCUGAAGGGGAGGUUGCAACAGCCAGAGCAGCAGCAGCAUGUAACACCAUAAUGGUGUUAUCAUUUAACUCUACCUGCACAGUGGAGGAGGUUGCUUCCAGCUGUGAUGGUGUUCGCUUCUUUCAGCUAUAUGUUUUUAAAAGACGUGAUAUAUCAGCACUGAUGGUGCAAAGAGCUGAAAGAAAUGGCUUCAAAGCCAUCGUUCUCACUGUUGACACUCCUAAACUUGGUCGACGGGAAGCAGACAUAAAGAAUAAAAUGAUUGCACCUCAAUUGAAGAAUUUUGAAGGCCUCUUGUCAACUGACAUCCACUCAACUGACAAGGGUUCAAACCUUGCAGCUUAUGCAUCAGAGACCCUUGAUGCUUCUUUCUCAUGGAAGGAUCUAGAAUGGUUAAGAUCUAUUACAAAAUUGCCAAUUCUACUGAAAGGGGUACUUACCCGUGAGGAUGCCAUAAAAGCUUUGGAAUCAGGUGUUGCGGGAAUCAUCGUCUCUAAUCAUGGGGCACGGCAGCUAGAUUAUUCUCCUGCAACGAUUAAUGCUCUGGAAGAGGUGGUACUUGCUGUUAGAGGAAGAAUCCCUGUCCUCUUUGAUGGGGGAUUGAGACGCGGAACAGACGUGUUUAAGGCAUUAGCACUGGGUGCUCAGGCUGUUUUGAUUGGACGACCGAUAAUAUACGGGUUGGCAGCAAAGGGUGAAUCUGGGGUUAGACGAGUCAUUGAAAUGUUGAAAGAUGAGCUUGAGCUUACCAUGGCCCUUUCUGGAUGCCCUGCUCUGAAGGAUAUUACCAGAAGCCAUGUGAGGCUGGGGUAUGAUAGACUCCAAUGCAAGAUAUGAUUCGUUUCUUAUAAUGCUUACAAACAAUAGACUGCAGUAAAAUUGUCACAUAGGUGGGUAAUUUAAAUGAUUAACUCCUUAAGUGAAGAAAUUGAGCUUUUUACUUAUUAUUGCUACUUGUCUUGACAAUAUCUAUCAUAGAACAGCAGACUUCAAACUCUGUAAAAUAAAAUACUCUGUAUAAGAUAUUAUCUAGUAAUAUUAUCUAGCUUAUUAUUUGC